Molecule: messenger RNA, 682 nt
Organism: Musa acuminata subsp. malaccensis (wild Malaysian banana)
Lineage: Eukaryota; Viridiplantae; Streptophyta; Magnoliopsida; Zingiberales; Musaceae
Source: RefSeq, a predicted model, not a curated record
UCAAGUCGGCUUCCUCCUUCUUUGCCAAGAAAAGCAACUCUGGUCCGGUGGAGGAUCUGGAACCCCCGUGGCAAGAACGAUCUCCGACGGCCCGGAAGCAGCGAUCUAUCGGCGGCAGCGACGGGCUUGGCGUCGGCCUCUGCCGCUGGACCGAAGGCAUGGUCCGCUGCCUUCCGCCUCAUGAGGCAAAUGGGAUGGGACGAAGGCGAGGCCUUGGCAAAGACGAGCAAGGCAUUCAGGACAGCAUCGAAGGGAGAUGAUGCUGAUCAAAUUAAGUCUAGACAAGAUGCACUGGAGCAUGAUGUGGUCAAUGAAGGUACAAAAAAAAGGAGAGAGGGGGAAGAUUGUGAAAGCAUACUCGGAAGACCUUCAAGGAAUUCUUGGAAACAAACUGAAGAGAAUUGUCUUAAUGAUCUUGAUCCACCCAUCGAACAUCCUUUUCUAGUGGCUGAUCCACAUGUUCCUCAAGUUUUGGGUGAAGUAAUAUAUUUCAAUGUCCUAUCACGAGUGUCUUUUUCAGUCCUUCUGCAUUUCCAUUUGCUUUCAUGUAUCCUCAUCAACAUGUAUCUUCAUGUUGAUGCUGUUAAUUAUAGCUGCCAGAACAUAUUGAUAGAAUAUAUGUUUUUUAAGAUUGAAAUAGGUCUUAAUGUUAUUUUAUGAGAGGCAUAGGAAUGUAAUCAUC